This is a messenger RNA of Trichoderma citrinoviride, 1068 nucleotides long. RefSeq names its product dehydrogenase. The record is from RefSeq and is a predicted model, not a curated record. Gene Ontology annotation, molecular function: nitronate monooxygenase activity. NCBI's taxonomy places the organism in Eukaryota, Fungi, Ascomycota, Sordariomycetes, Hypocreales, Hypocreaceae. The transcript has a single exon. The coding region runs from base 1 to 1068 and encodes 355 amino acids.
AUGGCCUCUCAAAGAGCGGCGGAGCUGAGACGCCUUCUUGCGCGCCCUUACCCAUGGGUCAAAAAGCCCUUCAUCAUCGGCGCCCCGAUGCGCAUAAUGGCCGGCCCACAGCUCGCCGUCGCCGUCUCUGCGGCCGGCGGUUUGGGAUUUAUUGGGCCCCAGGCGAAGCCGGACGGACUGUCGGCGGACCUCGACAAGGCGAGGGAGUUGGUCGCUGCCUCGACUAGUUUGCGCCACCAUCCCCUGUUGCCCAUUGGCGUUGGCUACCAGGUGUGGAACGGCGAUCUGAAGAUUGCAACGUCUGAUGUAGAAAAGCACAGGCCGUGUGCCGUAUGGCUGUUUGCUCCGAGAAACGGCCAGCCGGAGCUGGAUGAGUGGACGGUUUCUCUUCGAGGGGCGUCUCGGGAUACGCAAGUCUGGAUUCAAGUCGGCACACUGCGUGAUGCGAUUGCCGCUGUCAACAGCUCCACGCCUCCGGAUGUUUUGGUCGUUCAAGGCUCGGAAGCAGGCGGUCACGGCAUGGUAAAGGACACCACUGGGACCAUUGUGCUCUUCCCGGAAGUGGCCGACGCAAUAAAGGAGUCCGGAAUCCCCGUCGUCGCAGCAGGGGGAAUCAUCGACGGUCGAGGAGCAGCCGCCGCAUUGGCCCUGGGUGCCGCCGGUGUGGCCAUGGGGACUCGGUUCCUCGCUUCGUCAGAGGCACGCAUCGCAAAGGGGUACCAGGACGAAGUGGUUCGGGCGUCUGACGGCGCGAGAAACACCCUGCGGACGCAGCUGUACAACCAUCUGCGCGGCACGUUUGGCUGGCCCGAGCAGUUCUCACCUCGAACUCUGACCAACCGCAGCUGGAUCGAUCACGAGGCCGGAGUUUCGUUUGAGAAGCUGCAGGUGCUGCAUGACGAGGCGGCCAAGAGUGGCGAUGCCGGCUGGGGUCCGGAGGGGAGACUGGCAACGUAUGUGGGCGCGGGCGUAGGGCUUGUGAAGAGCGUGCAAGGUGCUGGGGAAAUUGUCGAGAGUGUGAGGAACGAGGCGAGAGAUGUUCUGAAGGCUUUGAGCGAUGAUCUUUGA